Acanthisitta chloris (rifleman) is the source of this 1961-nucleotide messenger RNA. It is a transcript of the gene EPN2, whose product is annotated as epsin 2. Gene Ontology annotation, molecular function: clathrin binding; phospholipid binding. The transcript has 10 exons. Gene Ontology annotation, biological process: endocytosis. The coding region runs from base 186 to 1961 and encodes 591 amino acids. Lineage: Eukaryota; Metazoa; Chordata; Aves; Passeriformes; Acanthisittidae. The record is from RefSeq and is a predicted model, not a curated record. Gene Ontology annotation, cellular component: plasma membrane; endosome; clathrin vesicle coat.
UUCCCUCCAGGUCUUUUUCCUUUUCUCGUGUCAUUCUCUGGAAGAGAGGAAAUGAUUGUAGUGGAAGGUGUUACAAAUAAGCCACUGAGACGGAGCCUUGGCAGUGCAGAAACGUUCCUGGAGGAGCAAAUAUAGCCCUUUGGUGUUUGUGUUUUGGAAUCUGCUUGGGAAAAAGGGAAAUAAAAAUGACGACUUCGUCUAUUAGACGACAGAUGAAGAACAUUGUGAACAAUUACUCAGAGGCCGAAAUAAAAGUUCGGGAAGCAACUUCUAAUGACCCCUGGGGGCCUUCCAGCUCCUUAAUGACUGAAAUAGCAGAUCUGACUUACAAUGUUGUGGCCUUUUCUGAAAUUAUGAGCAUGAUUUGGAAACGACUGAACGAUCACGGCAAGAACUGGCGCCACGUGUACAAGGCCCUCACUCUGUUAGAUUACCUGAUUAAAACUGGCUCUGAGAGAGUGGCACAGCAGUGUAAAGAGAAUAUUUUUGCUAUCCAGACAUUGAAAGAUUUUCAGUACAUUGACAGAGAUGGUAAAGACCAGGGCAUCAACGUGAGGGAGAAAUCCAAGCAGUUGGUGUCCCUUCUGAAGGAUGAUGAGCGACUCAAGACAGAGAGGGCCCAAGCCCUGAAGACCAAAGAACGAAUGGCUCAGGUGGCCACUGGAGUGGGAAGCAACCAGAUCACCUUUGGCAGAGGUUCCAGUCAGCCCAACCUGUCCACCAGCUACUCAGAGCAAGAAUAUGGCAAGUCUGGAGGAUCCCCAGCAUCUUACCAUGGCUCUACAUCCCCUCGGGUUUCCUCGGAGCUCGAGCAGGCACGGCCGCAGACGAGUGGGGAGGAGGAGCUCCAACUGCAGCUGGCGCUGGCCAUGAGUCGGGAGGUGGCGGAGCAGGAGGAACGCCUCAGACGUGGAGAUGAUCUGAGAUUACAGAUGGCUCUGGAGGAGAGUCGCAGAGACACAAUUAAAAUUCCCAAAAAGAAGGAGCAUACCACUUUGUUGGAUCUAAUGGAUGCCCUGCCCUCGUCGGCUCCAGCCCCACCGAAAACAGAGCCUUGGGGACCUCCUGCUGUUGCAAACCAAACUGAUCCCUGGGGAGGAUCCACAGUUGCAGCUCCUGCCUCUGACCCGUGGCAAUCAUUUGGUGCCAAACCAGCUGCUUCUGUUGACCCUUGGGCAGCACCAGCAGGAUCCACAGCUCAGCCUCUGUCCAAAAAUGUUGACCCUUGGGCUCCUGCUCAGCCAUCUUCUACUGCAGCAAAAUCUUCUGUGGAUCCUUGGGGACCAGCACCUGCAAACAAACCUCUUUCUACUUCUGGAAGUACAUCUUUUGACCUCUUCAGUAAUUUGAAUGGUACAGUUAAAGAUGAUUUUUCUGAAUUUGACACACUUCGAACUUCCAAAAAGCCAGCUGACUCAGGUUCCACUGUGCCAUCGCAGCAUAGCGGGACCACAAGUCCUGAUCUCUUUGAUUCUCAGCACUCAAAUAUGUCAUCAGGCAAACAAAGUGCAGCUCGGAAAACCCCAGAGUCCUUCUUGGGCCCCAAUGCUGCUCUGGUGAACUUGGAUUCUCUGGUGUCUAAGCCACCACAACCUGUUACUUCACUGAAUCCAUUCUUGGCACCAGGCGCCGCUACAGCACCGACUCCAAUCAACCCCUUCCAAGUGAAUCAGCCUCAGCCACUCACCCUAAACCAGAUGAGAGCGAGUCCCGUGAUGGGAACCAGCCCUUCCUUCAGUGCUGUGCCAGCGAUGAGCAUGGAGCCAAUACCUCUGUCUUCCAUGGCCCCUGUGCCCGUGGGAAUGGCACCAAUACCAGCUAUGGGCACUGUGGCCUCCAUAACCAGGAUGGGCCAAGGGCUGAGCAUUGCAGGAUCAAUGCCCCAACCUCUCCACAGUGUUUCCAGGCUGAAGUCUUUACAGCGGAACGAACGUGGCCUGUGUGGACUGAACGGUGUGUGA